UUAAUUAAUUAAUUGUUAUUUGAUAAAAAAAUAUAAAAAAAAAAAAAGAAAAAAAGAAAUGGAAUGGGUAAAUUCAAUAUUGAAUUUAGUGGUACCUCCGGCAAGUUUAGUAAUACUAGCAAUGGCAUGGCCAACAUUGAGUUUCAUCAAUGCAUGUGAAUGGAUUUAUGGGAUGUUUUAUUUUCAAAAUAUGGAAGAUAAAGUUGUUAUUAUUACCGGUGCUUCUUCUACCCUUGGGGAGCAAAUUGCUUAUGAAUAUGCAAAAAGAGGAUCGAUCUUGGUGCUAGUAGCACGAAGAGAAACUAGGCUUCAUGGAAUUGGCGAGAAUGCGAGAAGAAUGGGUGCAAAGCAUGUCAUGAUUGUGGCUGCUGAUGUUGUGAAAGAAGACGAGUGUCGGAGGUUCAUCAACGAAGCAAUAACUUUCUAUGGUCGUGUGGAUCAUUUAGUGAAUGCUACAAGUUUGGGCCACACAUUCAACUUUGAAGAAGCUACCGACACGUCCGUAUUUCCUCAUCUGAUGGAUAUAAACUUUUGGGGGAAUGUUUACCCAACCUAUGUAGCUCUUCCUUAUCUACGACAAAGCAAAGGCCGAAUCAUUGUCAAUGCGUCGAUUGAAAAUUGGUUUCCUUUGCCGAGCAUGAGUUUGUACUCGGCUGCAAAAUCUGCGUUAGUGAAUUUUUACGAAACAUUGAGACUUGAAGUGAAAGAGGAUGUAGGGAUAACAAUUGCGACCCAUGGAUGGAUCGGGACCGAUAUUACAAGAGGUAAAUCUAUGGUAAACAGUGGCCCAGACAUGCAAUGGAGGGAAGAGCGAGAGGUACAAAUGAGUAACGACAGGGCAUUGGCUGAAUUUGCAAAGCUAAUUGUAGCAGGGGCGUGCCGAGGAGAUCCUUAUGUUAAGUACCCGAGUUGGUACGAUGUGUUCUUGUUAUACAGGGGUUAUGCACCCAAAGUUCUCGGCUGGACAUACCGCUUGCUAUUUGGAGGCGUCGAUACAAGCAGGAUUUCAGCACUUACUGGACUAAGUACGCCUUUAUUGGAGUCUUCUUCACCGAGGAAACAAUCGAGUCCAAUGCCAGUUCCAAGGGCCACAUAUUUGCAACAGCAUAUGAGGGUGGAAUAAGGAAGCCUUUAAAUUUUCUAUUUUAACUUUUGGUUUCUUUAAGGUACGUUGUAUUGCUCGUUAAUAGACCCGUGUCCAAAUCCUGAGAUGCAUACAUAAUUUUUUUCUGUUGUAAAAAAAGGUGUCGCUUUGGGUGCACGUAAUAAGGCGUUUAUUAUGAGCCAGAGUUUUACGCUUUUCAUUAUGUUUUUGUUGCAAUAUUUACCGUGAUUUUAUUUUCGAAAUGAAUGAUAUUGAACAUCUUACAUGGAGAAUCACCAAUAAUAUUAUUAUAAUCAUUAAUCAUUAUUAUUAUUAUUAUUAUUAUUAUUAUUAUUAUUAUUAUUAUAUAUGCUCCGAACUUAAGCUGAAUCACCUAGUUUUUGCGGAUGACUUGAUAGUAAUCUGAAAACGGGAUAUACACUCCAUUAAGAUCCUUGUGCAAGUAACGGAGUUGUCCUCUUCGAGUUUUGAUAUUUUUUCUAUCAGUGAUUCACUAGUGGUUAUCACUUAUCUCUCGU
This is a messenger RNA of Amaranthus tricolor (Joseph's coat), 1623 nucleotides long. RefSeq names its product 11-beta-hydroxysteroid dehydrogenase B. Gene Ontology annotation, molecular function: oxidoreductase activity. The transcript has 6 exons. The record is from RefSeq and is a predicted model, not a curated record. The coding region runs from base 59 to 1123 and encodes 354 amino acids. NCBI's taxonomy places the organism in Eukaryota, Viridiplantae, Streptophyta, Magnoliopsida, Caryophyllales, Amaranthaceae.